Messenger RNA from Schistosoma mattheei, 663 nucleotides. NCBI's taxonomy places the organism in Eukaryota, Metazoa, Platyhelminthes, Trematoda, Strigeidida, Schistosomatidae. The record is from the annotation of a GenBank genome assembly.
AUGACACGAAUUCAAAUACUCAAAUAUGCAGCUGACAAACUGAUUGGUAUACCUUUAACAAACACUUCUACUACUGAACAUAAACCAGAUCCAUUAUGUCUUAUAACUCCUAAGCCAUAUGAACAAAAUAAAUUCCUUGUACAUAAUGACUCAAUAACUGACAAGAUAAAAUUUACAAAAGCAUCAAUAGAACAAUAUCGUCGACGUCUAGAAAGAAUUGAAUAUGAUCGAAUACAUUCAUUUCUUGGUGGUGAAAAGAUGUCCGAUAUACAAUUAUUAGAUAAAUUAAUUGAAAUCAUAGAAAAUAUUGAAAAUUUUAAUAGAAAUCAAAAUUUAAAUAUGAAAUUAUCAGCGCCAAUCUCAUCACCAUUAACAACAGCCAUAACAACAAUGAAAAUAAAAAUCAAUAAAAGGAAAGGAUUAAAAUUAUUGAAUAAUAAUAAUAAUAAUAAUCAAUUCAUUCAUUCAUUUGAGCAAUCAAAAAUCAAUAAAUCAAUAAAACAAAAUAAUCAAUUCUAUGAAUACAAUAAAAUACAAAAAAUCAAUAAUUUACAAAAAGAAAUAAGAAUGAAUAAAUAUUGGCGCCCAUGGGAGGAUGAAGAGAAUGAACAAGAGGAGGAGGAGGAGGAGGGGGAGGGAGUGGAUGAAAAUGUAUUUAGUUGA